CGCACUUCCCUCCCGGAAGUAAAACAACCGUACAGGGGGAGACGUUAGCUCGUUAGCCUCAAAAUGAGUUUGUUUUUGCCCAAAUUAACGUGCAAAAAAGAUAUCGACGAAGUCAUUAAAGGGGUGGCAGAAAAAGUCGUGGUUUUACGGUUCGGCAGGGACGAUGACUCGGUGUGUCUGCAGCUCGACGAGAUACUCUCUAAAACGGCCCACGACUUGAGUAACAUGGCGUCCAUUUACAUCGUCGAUGUUGAUAAAGCUCCCAUUUACACGAGAUACUUCGACAUAAGCUACAUCCCCUCCACUGUCUUCUUCUUCAACGGACAGCACAUGAAGGUCGAUUAUGGCUCUCCAGAUCACACCAAGUUCGUUGGCAGCUUCAAAACCAAGCAAGAUUUCAUGGACCUGAUUGAAGUGAUCUACAGAGGAGCCAUGCGGGGGAAAAUGAUCGUCCAGAGUCCCAUAGAUCCUCAAAAUAUUCCCAAAUAUGAUCUCCUCUACCACGGGAUUUAGAAUCGGUGACUUUAUUCAUUAUGUGAUGGGCAAGAAGCUCUGCAGAGUAGCACUGACGGCUGCUGAAUGAGUAACAAGAGACAUUCAGACUUUGAACCACAAAGUAGCUGUUUGAGGAAUACUAAAGUGCCUCUGAUUUAAAGACUGUUGAACAUUUAUUCUUUUUUUGUUGUUGUUCUUGUUGUAGAGAUCAAAUUACCGACAGUGUUUUUGCCUUUACAGGGAGUGUGACAGUAAGGAGGAUUGCGGGUUAGUAAAAACAGAUAUCAACAGAAGUGUUUUGCAAAUAUUUGAUGAUAUAGGAAAUGCAAACCUAAGGGAUGUAAAGAGUUUGACUGCAGGGUAGUCUCUACCAGUUUUUAACAGAACUAUGUGGGAGGCUGGAAAAACUGGAAUGAGUUCAAAUUUUACCUGUGUUAAGUAAUGGCAGGUGCGCACUCUGUAGUGGGAUUUGUCAAAUGUUUCAUAGUUUAUUUUGUUAACACUAAAAAAAUUUUUUAUCAGUGAAAAAUAUAAUUUUGGUGUUUUUUGUUUUUUUUCUGCCUUCUUCACACGUUUGAUAGGCGUGAGUUUUGAUGCACUGUGUUAGCGUUUCCUGUGGUAAACCAAUGUAUAUCAGCAGCGAGAUGGCACAUUUAUCCACUGUGCAUGCUCUGCUGUUAUAAUAAAAUUUCAACCAUCAUUUU
Molecule: messenger RNA, 1199 nt
Organism: Maylandia zebra (zebra mbuna)
Lineage: Eukaryota; Metazoa; Chordata; Actinopteri; Cichliformes; Cichlidae
Gene: txnl4b
Product: thioredoxin-like 4B
Biological process (GO): mRNA splicing, via spliceosome
Cellular component (GO): U5 snRNP; spliceosomal complex; U4/U6 x U5 tri-snRNP complex
Source: RefSeq, a predicted model, not a curated record